UCUCCAUCCUCUAAUACACAGCUUAAGAAUCAGAUCUCUCUACUUUUUCUCUUGUGAUUUCAAUCAUGUCUCUUCAAACCAGUGUGGAGAAAAUUGAUUUCCCUGUUAUUGAUAUUUCACAGUUUCCCUAUGAAUUUGAUGGUGAAGAUUUAAAUCAUCUGGAAGAUCUUGAAUUGAUUUGGAAAGUGAGAGAAGCUUGCAAAGAAUGGGGAUUUUUCUUCAUUGUGAACCAUGGAAUUCCAGAAGAUCUUUUGGAAGAUGCCAUGUCUCAAAUCCAGCAAUUAUGUGCAAUGCCUGCUGAAGUUAAAGCAAGAGUCAGCACCUCUUCUUACAGAGCUCUUCCGCCAUGGAAUUUAAGCUUUGAUCUCCACAACUUGCCUCAUUUAGAUUCAGUCCAACAAAUGUCUAAUAAAGUAUGGCCUCAAGAUGGAAACCCUAAUUUCUGCGAGAAGAUUGGAACAUACGGCAUGAGGAUGCAUGAUCUGUCAAGAAAGAUUACUAAAAUUAUUCUUGCCAGCUUGGGCUUAGAUUUCAGCACUUUUUUCCAUUCUGAUUUUGAAAAGUGCACAAGCAGCAUACGAAUAAACUCCUACUCAUCUAAUGGAAAUUCUAUGGAGGAGGAGAUUCUGCACUCCCAUACAGAUACUGGUUGCUUUACAGUCCUCUACAACGAUAACCAGGAGGGUCUUCAGGUUCUCUCUAAACAAGGCAAAUGGCUAGAUGUCAAUCCUUUACCCCAUUCAUUUGUUAUCAAUGUUGGGGAUUCUCUUAAGGCUUGGAGCAAUGGGAGAUGCCACAGUUCAGGGCAUAGGGUUGUUUACAAAGGAUGGAAGCAUCGAAUAUCCGUGGCUACUGCUUUCUACUUUCCAAAUGAUUACAAGAUUUGGGCUCCAGCAAAGCUUGUGGAUGAAAACAACCCACGACUUUACAAACCUUAUAUCUUCUCUGAGUAUAGGCUAAAUUAUGGUGUUGUUAUGUUCUCCAAAGAAGCCAACCUUGUUGAGUUCCUUGAUGUGUUUGCAGGUAUAUAGUUACUUGUUUGCUUGCUUCAAAUAAAGGGUAUAACCUUUCACCUUCUCCCAUGGGUUCUGUGAUCUCUAAAGAAAUCCAAUAGAUUAGAAUCAGCAGAGGGUAAGCACUUUAAUAUAUGUAAGGUUUCUUCCAAGUACAAUACUUCCACUUGAAGUAUAUGGUAGACUUGCUCUUGCAAGCAUAGAAAUAAACAAUGCUUUGGAAUAAUAGAAGCAUAUGUUUGUUCAAUGUGGACAUUAAGAUAUUAUUAUUUGUGUUGACAUUGUCAAAGGAAAAUAAAGUACCCUUAGG
This is a messenger RNA of Cryptomeria japonica (Japanese cedar), 1323 nucleotides long. RefSeq names its product 2-oxoglutarate-dependent dioxygenase DAO-like. The transcript has 3 exons. NCBI's taxonomy places the organism in Eukaryota, Viridiplantae, Streptophyta, Pinopsida, Cupressales, Cupressaceae. Gene Ontology annotation, molecular function: dioxygenase activity. The record is from RefSeq and is a predicted model, not a curated record. Bases 66 to 1031 code for a protein of 321 amino acids.